This is a messenger RNA of Ziziphus jujuba (common jujube), 1204 nucleotides long. RefSeq names its product putative RING-H2 finger protein ATL69. Lineage: Eukaryota; Viridiplantae; Streptophyta; Magnoliopsida; Rosales; Rhamnaceae. The transcript is spliced from 2 exons. Gene Ontology annotation, molecular function: transferase activity. Gene Ontology annotation, biological process: protein ubiquitination. The coding region runs from base 116 to 688 and encodes 190 amino acids. The record is from RefSeq and is a predicted model, not a curated record.
AAGUCCACUACAGACUACAAACUUCAAAGCAAUUUAAUUCCUUUCCCGCGGACCCCGGCCCUCUCACUUCCUUCGUGACUCUCUCUUUCUCUCUCUUUACCUUUUUCUCUCUCUAAUGUCCACCGCCGGUGCCGAUCCCCCAUUCUCUCCGACCGGCGUAGGCCUCGGCUACGGAAUCGCCAUCGCCGUUAGCAUCCUCGUCCUCAUCUCCACCAUCAUGCUAGCCUCCUACGCUUGUGUUCGAGUCAAAGCCUCAGGAGCAGCCCGCCGGAAUCGGCUUCCGACGACGACCACAACCACCAUCACUUCGUCGGAGCCGGUAGUCCUGGUUAUGGGCCUGGACGGGUCGAUCAUCGAGUCGUACCCGAAGAUAGUGGUCGGAGAGAGUCGGAGGCUUCCCAAGCCCAACGAAGGGCCGUGUUCGAUUUGCCUUUCGGAGUACCAGCCCAAUGAUAGCCUACGGUGCAUCCCAGAGUGCAAUCACUGUUUCCACUCCGAUUGCAUCGAUGAAUGGCUCCGGAUGACCGCCACGUGUCCCAUGUGUCGGAACUCUCCUGCGCCUUCUUCGGCCAACACGCCGCUCGCCACUCCUCAGUCUGAGUUGGUGCCGCUGGCUUUCCAUGUCAGGAUUAUUUAUUAUAAUAGAUUUAAAAGGAAAUUAAAAAGAAAUGAAAUGAGGGAAAAAUGAUUUUUUUUUUUUUUUUUGGGUGGUUAAUUUUAUGAUUUUGGGAGCUCUGGAUAGUGGAAUAUGUUAACUAUAGAAUAAAACAAACAGGAUUUGCAUAAUCUUAAAAAAAAACGUUAAAUUAUAAAUCAGACUUUGCAAAUUAUGAAGAAAAAGAAUGUAAAAAAAUAAAAAUUAGAUGCAUGAAAUAUUGAAGAAAGAGGGUGGGAGACAGACAGAAAAGUGGUUGGGUUGGUAAAAUGUAAGGAAAAGAAAUGAAAAUUGUGGUUGGGAACUUGGGAAUUGGGUUUUUUGGGGACAUAAAUUGCAUUAAAGUUCACAUUCAAUACAAGACCGUGGGAGUGGCGUAGUUUGCGGUGGGAUUGAUACGCUCCACUUUUUUAAAUUCUCCAAGUCAAAGUGUAUUGAUAUUUUUAUUUUAUUUUUUUAUUUUUUGAGGUCCUUGCUUCUCGAAAUUAAGAUAUAUACACAUACAUACGUAUAUAUGUAUAUAUAUAUUUUGCUCUAUAUUCACAUUAA